Molecule: messenger RNA, 2051 nt
Organism: Cornus florida
Lineage: Eukaryota; Viridiplantae; Streptophyta; Magnoliopsida; Cornales; Cornaceae
Exons: 6
Coding region: 329-868 (179 amino acids)
Source: RefSeq, a predicted model, not a curated record
ACACUGACCACACCCAAUAAAAGUCGGACUUUUGACUUUUCUCCCCCAUCGGAGUUCCAUGUAAUGUGUACUCACACGCUCUUCUUGAUCGCGUGGUUUAAUCUAACACAAGGAUGAGGAUCCAAUGCGUCAAGUCAAAAUUGCAAUUCAUUACCAACAAAAACCUAAAAGCUGUUCAAUCAAAAACCCUAAUUAAUUUUUAUUACUAAUUUAUUUUCACACUCGUUCGGACACUAAAUCCACCCUGAUCCUCUCCUUUGUUAGAUUAAGAUCUUUGCUUGUUCGGAGUCUUUUGUUUAUCUCUCUAAAUCUGAAAAAAUUUGGGGCAAUGGAGCUGGGUAUUUUCAGUUCAGAUAUUGUUACCGUGGAGAGGAAGAUGGUGUGCUAUGUGGUGCUUGGCUUCUUAUGGUGCCAGGAGCUCUUUUUGAAGGAUAUCAAUGUUUUGCCAAAAUUGAUUGAGAAUGAUGAAAGGUUUCCUGUGGACGAGCUUCAUAAAUUGAGAAAGCCUGAUCCAGAAAAUAAAGAUGGUAUUGAUACAGAGAAUGAUGAUGAAGAAGAUGCUGACAACGCUGAUGAUCAGGACAAUGAUGAUGUUGAUGAUGAUGAUGAUGGUUAUAGUGGCUUUAAUUCUAUAAAAUAUGACUUCUACUGUGAGAUUGGUGGAUUUCAACUUUUCUAUUGGGCCCAGCCUCCGCUAUCGCCUCAGGUGACAAGCAGGACACUCUUCUUAGGAUCUUGUGAGGUUAUUUGCCUUGAACUUGAAUCAAAUCAUUGCAUAUUGAGGGCCUCACAUUUGAAAGUUUGCCUAGGGCCUCUCAAAAUAUUUGGAAUCUUAGGGCCGGCCCUGACCAAAGGGGAUAAGUUAUAGCCUAGGGAACUGACUGAGGGCACAUAUAUUUUUCCUGCCAACAUUGUAUGCCACCAGGGCAAGGUUCUUAGAGGUAUACAAGGAUGUUACUGCAAAAUUGUCAUUUACUCAGAUGUUGAUCCUAGAGCAACUGUACCUAAAUGUGUGUGUGUGUCAUGAUGUGCUUUCGAGUCUGCAGUUUUUAAGAUGACUGAAUGUUUGUAGCUUUUUGGAAGUCAUUCAAGGCAGUUCAUCAAAUUUGAUUACAAGAACUACAGGUGAGGAUAAAAGUACAGUCACACAUUGGAGUCUAGAAGGAAAUUUACGGAUAGCAUUUUAUUUUGUUUCUAUAUAUAUAUAUAUAUAUAUCUGAAAAUUGAAACAGCAUGUACUGAAAAUUCAGAUCAUUGGAACAAUAUAAAUUAUAAGUCAUAUACAAGAUUGCUGAAAAAACAUCUGGGUCAGAUAGAGAAUGCAAAUAUAUUAAUUCAAACUUAAAGUUGAAAUUGAGGAACAUAAAAGUAAAAUAAGUAUUUGAGUUACAUGUUGCUGCAGUUGGACAGCUUAUGGAAGCUGUCAAUAACAAAAUAGCAGCAAGAGUUUAUAUAGACUUCAAUGAAGUUGAACCAUACCCAUCGCCAAUAAGGAUUUAUAUACAGAAGUAGUAACAAAACUAGUGCAAUUCCCAAUAACACUGUUAUAUAAGAUGCUGAAAAACUCGCAUAAAAUGCACCCUCGUCCAUGAAACCACCAUCAUUCUCAGAAAUAUUUUGCAUUUGUGAAGUUGAUCCAGUGUUGCUGCAACUGUUAGGUAAUGGAGGUCCACAAAGAUAUAAAUUUCCCUCAUAGAUUGAAGGUCACAAACUGAGCUUUCAUGUCUGGUAUUUUACGGUUUUUACCCGAUAAGUUGUUGUGUGCCACAUUGAAAUCCACUAGAAAGGUCAAGUCAGUUAAUUGAGAGGGGAUACUCCCGUUCAAGUUGUUAUAGGAAAGAUCUAAACUCUCUAUGUUUCUGAGGUUGGAGAAUGUUGUUGGGACUGAUCCUAUCAGAUUGUUAUGGGACAAGUUUAGUGUAUGAAUCUCGGUUAAAUUCCCAAGUUCCAAUGGGAUUUCACCUGUCAAUUGGUUGCAAGAGAAAUCAAUUCCAGACAUAAAUUAAAGCACAGUGCCCUCAUAUGAAUAGGACCUAGACUUUGUUGUGAAU